AUGAUCCGCGACGACGAAUCUGGUUAUGCCUCUGGGGAGUCCAGCCACGAGAGCCUGCCCGAGAUCGUAUUCUCCAAGGCUCAUCUCAAGUUCCUCAACCACCAGCUGGCCCAGCUCGAGCCCCAAGAUAUCCUCCGUUGGUGCAUCACUUCCCUGCCUGGCCUCUACCAAUCCACAGCCUUUGGUUUGACCGGUUUAGUUACGGUGGAUAUGCUGUCUAAGCUGGAUGGUCCCUUGAAGUCCAACGUCGAUCUCAUCUUCUACGAUACCCUCUACCAGUUCCAGGAGACUCUUGACCUUGUCGAGAAGGUUCGACAACGCUAUGGCAACACCAUCCACGUCUACAAGCCCCGCGGAUGCAACACGACUGAAGACUUCGAGGCCAAGUACGGCAAGAACUUUUGGGAUGUCAACGACGAGAAGUACGACUACGUUGCCAAAGUGGAACCCGCCGCUCGGGCCAAUGCUGAGCUCAAUGUCAAGGCCCUCUUAACUGGAAGACGAAAGAGCCAAGGUGGCAAGCGUGGUGACCUCGAUAUCAUCGAAGUGACUGACAGCGGUGUCAUCAAAAUCAACCCUCUCGCCAACUGGUCCUUCGCCCAAGUAAAGGAGUAUGUCGACGCGAACAAGGUUCCCUACAAUGACCUUCUUGACCGCGGAUACAAGAGCGUUGGUGACUGGCACUCAACACAGCCUGUCGCCGCUGGCGAGGACGAGCGCGCCGGUCGCUGGAAGGGAAAGAACAAGACCGAGUGCGGCAUUCACAACCCCCAGUCGCGAUAUGCCCAGUUUCUGGCGCAACAACAACAGCAACAAGAAGCCGAGGCGUUGGCGCAGCAGCUGGAGAAGACUGUGGUUGCAUGA
Paraphaeosphaeria sporulosa is the source of this 864-nucleotide messenger RNA. Its product is annotated as phosphoadenosine phosphosulfate reductase. Bases 1 to 864 code for a protein of 287 amino acids. The record is from RefSeq and is a predicted model, not a curated record. Gene Ontology annotation, molecular function: phosphoadenylyl-sulfate reductase (thioredoxin) activity. NCBI's taxonomy places the organism in Eukaryota, Fungi, Ascomycota, Dothideomycetes, Pleosporales, Didymosphaeriaceae. The transcript has 2 exons. Gene Ontology annotation, cellular component: cytoplasm.